Annulohypoxylon truncatum is the source of this 1221-nucleotide messenger RNA. RefSeq lists its product as uncharacterized. Gene Ontology annotation, biological process: protein phosphorylation. The record is from RefSeq and is a predicted model, not a curated record. Lineage: Eukaryota; Fungi; Ascomycota; Sordariomycetes; Xylariales; Hypoxylaceae. The coding region runs from base 1 to 1221 and encodes 406 amino acids. The transcript is spliced from 5 exons. Gene Ontology annotation, molecular function: ATP binding; protein kinase activity.
AUGUCUGACGAUCAGAUGGAUUAUAAUUCAGACGCGGGUCCGGAGCUGGUCGCCGCGAGGAUCAAAACCUUCUUCGACCGUGCUCCUUGUUAUAAAUGGGAAGGUCAGAUCGGUCGCGGAGCUAACGGCGCCGUGUAUAAGUUCAUCCGCUCGACCGGCACGAGAUAUAGAAGACUGGCUGUCAAGAUUUGCCCAUUAGACGUAGACCUAGGAGGUUAUAAGUCGUACGACGAAGAGGACGAAGACAUACCGGACGAACUUCAGUCACUAAUGAACGAAAAGGUUUGGUUGCAUAGGCUCCGCAACGGUUUACAUAUAAUCAAAUCGUUAGACCUACCGAACGACCCGCUCGACCCGCUCAACGCGACGCAUCCGGGGGUCUGGCCACAUCGAAUGCGAUCCUGGAUCUUCAUGGAGUUAGCCGAGAACGGCGGACUGGAAACUUUCGUCGGAAGACAUCAGACGCAGUAUGAUGGGCAGGCUCUGCCGAAUCGCCUGCUGUGGAGACUUUUCAUGUGUCUGGUCAGGGCCUGUUUGGAGAUGGCCUACUACAAUGCUAGCUUGGACGGACGUCCGGUGGAUCCGAAGACGGCCAGCUUGGCAACCCUGAACAGGAUACAGCCAGGAGAUCUAGCUCACAUGGACCUAGGUCAACAAAACGUCGUGUUGGGCGCCACCGCACUCGACGCAAGCACGGAGCAUAACGUAACUCCCAUCCUGAAGGUGAUCGACUUUGGCGAGGCGCUCAUGGUAGACGCUGCCCACGAAAUGUACCACCAAUCAGGGUCAGAUGUAAACGUCCGCCAGAUAUGUGAGGUCAUGGUAUACGUCGUACUUCAAAGGCGAGAGGAUUUUAACAAUGUCAUUGUCACCUUCCCAAACGUUGGAACCUUCGAGACCCGGGCAAGCCCAAUAGUCGACAACUACCAUGAUCUUCAAGCGGCCGGCGUGGAUGAUGACCUGCUACUGCUACUAUGCAAGGGCACCUCGAUGGACCUGAACGUGCGGCCGGGUUUACUCGAACUGGCAUAUAUCGUUGCAGAUCGAGUCAUGAACAGGGGAGAUAACGGCGUUCAACGGGAAACAGACCAAGACAUAAAGCUUAGGGUCUCUUCUAUAAUCAACGACGGAGUCACGGAGCCCCGAAAGCGCAAGUGGGAAGGCGACCACUACAGCGACGGUGGGAGUCCGCCACGACGACGACGUGGCGUGGUGGUCUAG